AUGUCGCUUCUAUCGAAAAAUUCGAAACUAUUCAGUCGUCUUCCACUACUUAUUCGUGUCUCUCGUUCAGCGACUGCCACACCAACGAAAACACCUGAAUAUACAACUAUUAAUAGGAACCUCGGUGCUAUGAAGACGAUGCCUGGCAUUCCAAUGAUGGACACUCAAGGUGGUCCGCAGAAGGUCCGCAAUGAUAAAAUGUACGUCGUCGGAGGCUUUCUCAUCGGCGCUCUCAUAGUCUAUGGCUUUCAUACAGCAUCGAAGGAAGAAUCAAAAGAUGGCAAAGAAAAAAAAGAAUCCAAGAACGGUGAAGAAGAAAAAGAAACGAAGAACAAAAAACAAGACUCAACCAAGAAGGGCAAAGAAGAAGAACCUAAAGAGGAAGAAGCGCAAGAGCAAGAAGAAGAACCGCAAGAGCAAGAAGAAGAACCCCAAGAGCAAGAAGAAGAACCCCAAGAGCAAGAAGAAGAACCACAAGAGCAAGAAGAAGAAUCAAAGGAGAAAGAAGAAGUACCGAAGGGCAAAAAGCAAGCAUCCAAGGGCAACGAAUCUCAAGAGUCUAAGGGCAAAGAGCAAAAAUCGGAGGGUAAAAAAGGCAAAGGAGAAGAACAAAAGGACAAGAAACAAGAAUCCAAGAGCAAUAAAUCUCAAGAAUCUAAGGACAAAGAAGGAAAAGAACAAGAAUCCAAGGGUAAACAAACCCAAGAACCUAAGGGCAAAGAAGGCAAUGAAGAAAAACCGAAAGACAAAGGAAAAGAACCAAAGAAGAAAGAAGAAAAAUCAAACGACAAAAAACAAGAAUCCAAGGGUAAAGAAUCUCAAGAAUCUAACAGCAAAGAGCAGAAACCGAAAGGGAAAGAAGAAAAAGAACAGGAAUCCAAUGGCAAAGAACCGAAGGCCAAAAAAUAA
Molecule: messenger RNA, 909 nt
Organism: Rotaria sp. Silwood1
Lineage: Eukaryota; Metazoa; Rotifera; Eurotatoria; Philodinida; Philodinidae
Source: the annotation of a GenBank genome assembly